UGAAAAUCACUUGUUGGACCUGCAUUAGUUGAUCAAUCCUGGAAAUGUCUACUCCAAAGAUGAGCAGUUUGUGGAAUUCAUUCAAGGGAUGGUCGCUAAAGAACAAACCUGAUGACAGCAGACCAAUACUUGCCUCAUCACCCCUCGAAGGAGAGAGCUACAAACUGGAAGAUGUUUUUUAUAUGGAAGAGGAGAUGCAGUCCAUGGAUCCUGCUGGACCUGGGCCUUGCCCAGAGACGGGCAUUGAGGAACCUGUCGUACCCAGGAGGCAGAGACGUAGUUCCUUUGUGGCAAUGGAUAGGAGGAUAACACUAUUGUGGAAUGAUGUGUGGGUGCAGACAAAGGUGAAGAGGAGAGGGAAGAUUUGUGAGAAGAUUUGUGGGAGGCUGGAGGAGCGACCCAAAGUGAUACUAAGAGGAGUGAGUGGUUUAGCAAGACCAGGGAAUCUGAUUGCUAUUAUGGGAGCAAGUGGCGCUGGCAAAUCAACCCUGAUGAAUGUUUUGACUGAGCACAGUCUUGGAAGCUUAGAGGUCAGAGGUCAAGUAUCAGUGAGUGAUUCAAUUAAAAUACUACCAUACAUGGAUGAGGUAUCAACGUAUAUCCAACAGGAGGAUGUGUUUGUUGGAUCCCUCACCGUCAGAGAGCAUCUCAUUCUUCAGGCGAGACUGAGGAUGUCAAGAGGAAUCAGUUUGGAAAGAAAGUUAGAACGUGUGGAGGAUAUCCUGGAGCAGCUAUCACUAGUGAAAUGUGCAGAUUCAAGGAUUGGUAAUCCGAAGACAUCUGGAAUAUCGGCCGGGGAGAGAAAGCGGCUGUCAUUUGCAUCUGAGCUUCUGACCAACCCACCACUUCUCUUCUGUGACGAGCCUACAUCUGGUCUGGAUUCCUACAUGUCUGAGACGCUAAUCAGUAUGUUACGUCAACUUGCUCUUGAAGGCCAUACUAUUCUCUGCACCAUUCACCAGCCAUCGUCAGAUAUCUACUCCAUGUUUGACCGUUUGAUCCUGAUUGCUGACGGACGAUGUGCUUAUCAAGGCGAUGUAGACAAGGCAGUGGCUUAUUUCGCCAGACUUGGUUACCAGUCACCUGAUGAUUACUGCCCUGCUGAUUUCUUCAUUGACACACUUUCCAUCAGACCUGGCGAAGAAAAAAACUGCCACAGCAGAGUCGAUGUUCUGUGUAAUGCCUUCGCCUGUAGUACUGAGUCCAGAGUCGUCCAGGCCAGUAUUGAGGAGGAGAUCUUUCAAGCCAGGACUGUAUAUGAAUCAAAUGAUGAUCUCCCAUCAAGAACAAGAUACAGGGCCACCUGCUGGCAGCAGGUCUGUCUUCUCCUCUGGCGAUGUGCGAUAGAUGUCCUCCGUGAGCCAUCGUUGCUAAAGUCAUAUCUUGUAACAUCCAUCGGUCUUGGCAUCUUUCUUGGACUUUUGUAUUUGAACCAACCCUACAAUCAAUCCUCCAUCCAAAACAUCAAUGGCUUUCUCUUCCUGAUAGUUGUACAGAUCAGUACAACCACACCUGCCAGAAUUGCUGCAGUCAUUCCAAAUGAGGUCCCACUCGUCAGUAGAGAACACCGCAGUGGAAUGUACUCUACAACUUGGUACUUCUUGGCAAGAUUUUCCAUCGAGAUAGUUACUCAUGUUUCUCAGAGUCUCGUCGUUUUUGGAAUCGCUUACUACAUGAUUGGGUUGAACAGGAAUAUAUUAAGCUUCCUUGUUGCCAUGGGAACCACCGCCUUGAUGGCAGUAACAUCUGUAAGCUUUGGUGUCUUUCUCUCAGUAGUCAGCCCAACUUCAGAGAUCGCUCUCAAUCUCAUGAUUCCAAUCUUCUUCCUCUUUACAUUAUUUGGAGGUUUCUACAUGAAUCCACUAACCACACCGGUUUACUUUAUUUGGGUCCGAUUUGUGAGCUGGUACCCGGCUGUGUAUGGGAUGCUACAGGUGAACCAGUGGGUUACCAUCCAAACUUUGGACUGUGAGUUGAACUGCACUCAACCUUGUUUGGAAAAUGGACAGCAGGUUUUGAGCAAAUACGGCUAUGAAGAGGAAAACUUUGUUCUGGAUUUGUCGCUGGUGUCGCUGAUGUCUCUGGGAUAUUUUCUACUGGGCGGCCUUGUAGUCAGGAUGCGGUUGAGAAAGGAAAAGUGAAAACGACUAAAGCAGACGAUUGAUAGCCGCAGCAACAUCGCUGUCGACAGUAUUCAGGUUUUCUGGCUGCUAGCCUUCAGAAUGACAUUUUAUUCCUUGCAGGAUUUUUCUCAAAAGCCGCAACUCAAGUCCACCGAACUUUCAACAUGAAUAUUGUCCUGUUUAUCGUACUCAAGUUUGCUUCAAGUGGGUGUUGUAAAUCUUUUCAUGGUUCUGGUUAUAUUUCAGGAGAGAAUCUGGAAAUUAUAGUGUGAUGUCCAGAAGAGCUAAUUAUAUUUGGUGAUGGCAUAGUUUCCCUUUCAAAAAUUCUGCAGGGAUUGUUUCUAUACUGAAAUUGUUAGGAAGGAUGUGGUCAGAUGACACCCUUCUCUGUUAAUAAAACUAGGAACCAUUUGCCUGAAAUUCAGUUCAAGCCAUUGACUCCUAAACCUUAUUUACCGUCGAAAGAGGAAAUAUUGCAUGAUCUGAUUUCUAAGAAUUAUUUUUCAGACACAGUACCGUAAAUCAUGCCAUUCCAGAAUUUCCUGGCUACAGAUGAAUUUCCAGUUUUCAGGGCAUGCAUUUGGUUGUGAAAAAUGUACAUGUGUUUGUUUCGAGUCCAUAAUUGCUUGCUCAUUUAUAGCCAUUAGCGGAUUGUUUUGUUUAAACUCGUGAUAUUUCUUGUUCCUUAGUUCUUCUGCUAUCAAAUAGGUUUAUUACUUAGUCUUAUUUUAUAAUUUUGAAAGCCAGAAUGGCACCCCCUCAAUGCACAAAUCUUUGUCCGGAUUGUUUGCGCCCCCUUUCAAUAAUGCAGGAUCCGUAGCUGAUGUUGUUGUAAUAAAUGAUACUUCUAAACAAACAAACAAACAAACAAACAAACAAACAACUUCGAUCAGUAACUGUUUGGUGACUA
Messenger RNA from Acanthaster planci (crown-of-thorns starfish), 3033 nucleotides. Its product is annotated as protein white-like. Gene Ontology annotation, cellular component: plasma membrane. Lineage: Eukaryota; Metazoa; Echinodermata; Asteroidea; Valvatida; Acanthasteridae. The record is from RefSeq and is a predicted model, not a curated record. Gene Ontology annotation, biological process: transmembrane transport. Gene Ontology annotation, molecular function: ATP hydrolysis activity; ATP binding; ABC-type transporter activity.